GAAAUGCUUGGAAUCACGUUCAGAGAAUAAAGCGAGUACGAUUAUAUUAUCCAUAGAAUAAUAUAUCCGAUAACAACGUGGUCUCCACGCUUCUGUUCUGCAUGGUCUGCAUGCUCGUACCUGCUUGUGCUUGUGUACACUCCAUAUAAGCUCCAUCGUUCUUGUUUGGUCCCGUUUGGUCCGGUGUUUAUUCGCAAAAGUUAAGAUCGGCGGAUACCUAUCUAUGUGGUAUUUCCAAUAGCAACAUUAUUGCAUCUUUGAAGAAUAAUGCGUCGCAAAUAAUCGUGUGAUUGAACUUACCACUGUGUAGUACAAAAAUCUUUCUCGUGUUUUGGUGUACGCAUGGUUAAUGUAAUUAUGUGUUCUCUCUCAGAUUAUGCUUGCAAGUAUUUCAAGGCGCUUUGUUAGUGAAUAAUUUGAGGCUAUUACGGUCUAAAAAGAGGUAGUCAUGGCAGUAACAGGAACAGAAUCGCGUAAAUCCAAAAAAUCAAAACAUAAAAAAUCGCCAAGUAAAACCGUAAGUUAUAAUAGUGUAAGUGGUAGUGCACCUGAGGAACAAGAUGAAUCAGAGACAGAUUUGAAUAAGUCCUUGUUCAAACUCCCACAUCACCAUAGGACAGUGUCAAAAUCACAAACUACUAAUGGUGAUGUUUCUGAUUCUGAGACUGAUUUAGACAAGCCCCCCAAAAGGACCACAUUUCAUAAAUCUGUGCAAGAAAUUCAAAAUACCAAUAAUAAUGCCCAGUCAGCUAUGGAAAGAUCUGAUGAUGAAGAAAGUGGUGAUGAACAACUGAGCAUGAGCUUGUUACAAUUGCGACCAGCAAAAAUUGUUUCUGAGAAGAGAUCUAAUCAAAGCAAUGCCAACUCUCCAAAGUCUGGCCACAACAGCUUGUCUGCAAGUGGUUCUUUAAAGAGUAAAGUUCAUCGAAAACCAAGUGCACCUGAGAUGUCAGAAUCAGAAUCAGAUUCAGAUAAAGAAACUAACCACCAUCAUCUUUCUCAACCUCAAAGACCUCCUUCUCAACCAGAAUCUGGAUCUGAAGAGGAAGAGGAAGAGGAUGAACAUCAAAAUGAACAGAACUUAGAAAGUCAUAAUCGUCAUCAUCAACCACCACAACAGCAGUUUGUUUCUACUCUGAAUCCUUCGGCGAGAAUUAAAGAAGAAGUCCAUUCUAAUUCAGAGUCGUCUUCCUUUGAAGAAGAUGAUCCACCUGCUUUACAGGAAUUUCAAAACACCUCACUUCGUGAGGAAUCAAGAAGAAUUAGUUCACAAAGUACAUCUACACCUCAAAAUCCCAGAGGUGGUGUAAUAAACAGGAAUCAUUCGAGUAACAUUGCCACAUUUGAGCAAGAGCACACUCGAAUAUCAGCACCUGUUAUUGACAUCCCUCAAGAUAGUAGAGUCUGGGUUUUGCAAGUUCCUCGCAGCAUUGAAGCAAUACAUUUGCAUGGACGGUAUUUACCAAAGAAACUCAAGGGUGGUGAAGUUUUAAAUCUACCAAGUGGUAGCUGGCAAAUUAUGGAACAACCAUAUGAAGCUUCAAGGAGUGCAUUAAAUUGUAUAGUGUCUACUGGUAAUUUCAGUUAUGGAAUGCGUUGGUUACAACCAAGAGGGUUUUGGUUCUUUAAGCGUUUGAGAAAACCUCUUCAAAUGGAAACUACUGAUGCACCAUGGACACAAGAAAUUACUCCAUUACCUAUUAAGGAAUUACUGAAGAUGAAAAGCAAUGCAGCCAUUUCUAAAGAUCAACAUUUAAAACCUUCGAAAAAGCGACAUCGAAAUUCAGAUCUUGAUCUGCCAAGUAAACAGUCAAAGAUGAUUCCAAAAGGUGUUGGUAUAAUUCAUCAACUUUUCGUGGAAAGGAAAAGGAAGGUGCAACUCUUUGAUAACUCUACCAGUAUUAUGGAUAUAGAACCAUCAAUGAUGGAGCUCAGUUCAAAGGAGAAUGAGUCUAUGCACAAAAAGGUGAAACACAACCAUGAAACCAGUGUAAAAGAGGACUCUUCAAUUCAAGGAGGUGAGGCUGAGAAAGGAAAGAAGAGAAAACGCAGUUCUGAUGCUAAUGUAGAGUCACCGAACAAGAAAAAGAAGAAACAUUCAUCAGAGAUGUAUGAACAAUCACAUUUGAAAGAUGUUCUGCCACAGUCACAGAGCAUAUCAGUUGAUGUUAAUAGAAGUAUGACUUCACCAAGAGCUGAAAAUAUUUCUUUUAACAAGAAAAAAGAGAUGAGUAAACACAAAGAAAUUUGUGAUGAAUCAUUGAAAAGGUUAAAAUCACCAGUUAAAAUUCCAAAAGUGAAACAAGAGAUUACAGAAAAUGAUAGUGAGAGGAUGGAACAUUCUUCUUUGAAUAAUCUAUCUGGAAGUUCUAGUGAUAGAAAGCAGAGGAGACACAAGAAGAGUCAUGUUGAACACGAAGUGAAAGAUACUUUCUUUGAAGUGAAGCAAAAUGAAAGUAGAGAAACUAGUGAUAAAAAGAAGAAGAAAAAAGGCAAACAAAGCAAUGAAAGUGUACAGAGAGAAACAUUCCAGGAACACGAAAAGAAAAUAGAACUUGCUUCUCCACCUAAUUCAUUCACAGGAACUGAAAAACCAAUUAAGAUGGAAAAGAAACAUUCACAACAGAGUGAAACAUCCUUUGAAAAUACAGAUGGUGAAGUAAGGAAAAAGAAGAAACAUAAACAUCAUAAACACAGAGGGGAAGAUGAAGUACCUGCCCAAGAAACCGAGAAAGAUAUUUCAGUCAAAAAGAAAAAGAAACGUAAGCACAAAGAGUCUGAUGUACCCAAAGUAAAGCACGAGAAUUUUUGGGAAAGGGAGACAAGUCCAGAUUUCUUGAGCCACUUAUAUCUUACACAGGCUACUCCUGAAGAUAUGUAGGAAUUUUUAUUCUGAGUGUGGGAGGCAUUGAUUAUGGCUAUUAUAAAUUGCUGAAUGAUUGCAUUUAGGUUAAAAAUUACUGCCUUGGUUGAGGUAGUGAGGGAGAAUUAUGUUCAUUGGGAUACAAAUUGUUCCUAUGUAUAAAACUUGUUGAGGGUAUAUUAAUAGUUCAGAAAACUGACAGUAGUCAAGGAUUUGAAUGUUUACAAAAACAUUAAUUGUGAAAGAUUGACCUUUCCCUCCUAAGGACCAACACAGGACCUCUGUGAAAUUUCUACGUAACCCAACUGAAACACUGGCGCUUUUGACCUUCUUGCAAUGAAAAGCAUCGUUACUUUAGGAGAAAAUCUGCCAAUAUAGCCACAAAGGGAUAUUUUGUAGAACCUUUUCCUGUUCUCACUUAUCUCUCUGGUGGUUCUUUAAGAAGAAGCUAGCUGUGUAAAUGGCAAAUGUGUGGGCUCUUUCUGAGAAUGUAUGUCUAUGCUGGUUCAAAUGAUAAUUUUGAUUGCUGAAUGGAACAAAAGGGAAGUAGAUAUGUAUAUAUGAACAUAUGUAACCAUAAAGUUGUACAUAACAAAAUUUUCACAUUUGUAUGUGUAUGGGAAGGAAUUAUCUGUAGGAAAAUAGCAUUUUCUGAAUUUCAGUUCAGUGAAGAAAUGUUAUCUUACUUUGCUUAACGAUUAUUUCUCCUAGUUACCUGAAUAUGUAUCUCCUAGUUACUUUUUGUUCCUUUGAGAAGGCUUUGAAUGUAGUUGUUGCAUUCAUUUUCAGCUUCUCUUAUAUCUUAGACUCAUUUUGGCACAUUUAAUAGGACAUUUACUUAAUUUAUCAUUAUAAUGAGUAUAAAUUAUUAAGAAUACAGAUCUUAAUUUUUUUAUUAUUUGCAAACAAUUUGUAAAUUGUUGACAUUGUUAAAAAAAAUUUAAUGUUAUUUAGAAGACCAGAAAAAGUAAAUAUUUUGGUGUGCUGUUAAAUUGAUGAGUUGCUGUACUCACUUAUGUGAUAGCAUAUGGCCCUUCAAAAAAUUCAAGGGUAAAGUGCCGUCUUUCGUCUUGAUUCUUAAGAAAUUUUCACCGUCGAAAAUUUAAAUAGAUUUAAUAUUAAAAAUUUGGAAAUAGUAACUCACCAGCAGAAAGUGUGGGCUUAUUGUACAAAAAUAGCAUGGGUUCCUUCCUAAUUUUGAUUCCUUUCUAUUUUCAAUUGAUUCAUUCAAAAUAAUUUUGAUAUGAUAGUCUGUCUUCCAAGCUUUGCAAACAAUUUUUAAGAGAAAUAGAAUAUAUAUCUUGCAUUCCCCCAAAAGUUGUUGGUAGAGAGGGCUAGUGAACAGUUUUGGAAAGAAUUUAACACAGGAACACUACUGAUGACACAUUUUGACUGAAUUGAGUUUUAUAGUCUUUUGACUCUAGUAUUUUUCAUUUCUCAUCCUUGUUUGUUUCAUACUGGAAAUACUCAUUUUUAAAUGACAAGAUUGCCCAGCUAAUGGUUAAUUUAUCUUGUGAAAGUAUGCUGGAACAGUUUUUUUAUGAUGAUCUACUCGAAUGUUACAUGUUUCCUUGAUCUUAUGUUUUUGUUUUAAUGGGGACUCCCCUUUACAAACUAAGUAAGACCAAGCCUUUCUUUGUUUCUUUUGAUUUUUUAAGACUAGAUGCAUUUUGUUUGCUGGUCUUUUCCCUUCACAUCCAAUUCAGUGAUGUGGUCCUUUCCGUAUUACAUCACAUAAAAAUGGCAUUUCGCCUCAUAAUGUGUUGUUCUGUCACCUGAAUCGACUUAGGUUGGAUGUACAAAGACGCGUUCCGUUUCAUUAUCUGUUGGGCUAUCUCCUUGCAUCAGCCGUGUCUCCCCGGUGUCCUCUCCUGUGUAAUCUCUCCUAAGCUGGAUCCCACCUUCAUCUCUUUCCAAGUGGUCUGCCCCAUGUGCCUUGGAGGAGCUCGCCGCCCUCAUGACGCCCCUCUCCCCGGCGGGGUUCCUCCGUUUGCAGAUGGGCGACGUGCGUUACGUAAAGUCCGAUGCCCACGCCGCGUGUGGAGAGUGUGCGCGGGUUGGGGCGGUCGGGUGACCCCGAGCAGGUGCCCGCCAGCUGCGUGUCAAGGGCGCACCUGUCGCGUGCGGAUCAAUCUCCCGCGCCCGGACACGCGUGCCUCGGCGGACGCAGGAAUCCGCGAACGCCUCCCUCACCACCCCUUUCUCUCUCUCCCCCUCUCUCUCUCUCUCCCUCCCCUCCCGCUUUCUUCUCACUCACUCCCUCUCUCACACUCCCUCCCUCUCUCACACUUCCUCCCUCUCUC
This is a messenger RNA of Gryllus bimaculatus (two-spotted cricket), 5166 nucleotides long. The record is from the annotation of a GenBank genome assembly. Lineage: Eukaryota; Metazoa; Arthropoda; Insecta; Orthoptera; Gryllidae.